Tympanuchus pallidicinctus (lesser prairie-chicken) is the source of this 5310-nucleotide messenger RNA. RefSeq names its product CASK interacting protein 1 (gene CASKIN1). Lineage: Eukaryota; Metazoa; Chordata; Aves; Galliformes; Phasianidae. The transcript has 20 exons. Gene Ontology annotation, molecular function: protein binding. The record is from RefSeq and is a predicted model, not a curated record. The coding region runs from base 76 to 4482 and encodes 1468 amino acids.
GAGCCGCCCCUCGCCGCGCCGCGGAGGAUGCUCGGGCCGUGAGCCCGCAGCCGGCAGCUCCGGCGCCGCGGAGCCAUGGGCAAGGACCAGGAGCUGGUGCAGGCGGUGAAGGCGGAGGACAUCGCGGCCGUGCAGAAGCUGCUGCAGAGGCCCAAACCCGGCAAAGCCAAGCUCCUUGGAUCAGCAAAGAGAGUCAAUGUCAAUUUCCAGGACACCGAUGGGUUCUCUGCCCUGCACCAUGCAGCACUCAAUGGGAACACAGAGCUCAUCUCGCUGCUGCUGGAGGCACAGGCUGCGGUGGACAUCAAGGAUAACAAAGGCAUGCGGCCCUUGCACUAUGCGGCCUGGCAAGGCAAGAAGGAGCCCAUGAAGAUGGUGCUGAAGGCAGGCUCCUCUGUGAACAUCCCAUCAGAUGAGGGACAGAUCCCCCUGCACCUGGCAGCACAGCAUGGGCACUACGACGUGUCUGAAAUGCUCCUGCAGCACCAGUCCAACCCCUGCAUCAUGGACAAUUCAGGCAAGACGCCCCUGGACUUGGCAUGCGAGUUUGGCCGGGUUGGGGUGGUCCAACUGCUCCUGAACAGCAACAUGUGUGCGGCACUGCUGGAGCCUAAGCCAGGGGACACCACCGACCCCAAUGGCACCAGCCCUCUGCACCUUGCGGCCAAGAAUGGACACAUCGACAUCAUCCGGCUCCUCCUGCAAGCUGGCAUUGACAUCAACAGGCAGACUAAGGCGGGCACAGCACUGCACGAGGCAGCCCUGUGUGGCAAGACGGACGUGGUGCGGCUCUUGCUGGAUAGUGGAAUUAAUGCCCACGUCCGGAACACGUACAACCAGACGGCUCUGGAUAUUGUCAACCAGUUCACCACCAGCCAGGCCAGCAAGGAGAUCAAGCAGAUGCUGCGGGAUGCCUCAGCUGCACUGCAGGUGCGGGCUGUCAAGGACUAUUGCAACAACUACGACCUGACCAGCCUCAAUGUGAAAGCUGGAGACGUCAUCACUGUGCUGGAGCAGCAUGCAGACGGGCGCUGGAAGGGCUGCAUCCACGACAAUCGGACCGGCAACGACCGCGUGGGCUACUUCCCCUCCAGCCUCGUGGAAGCCAUAAGCAAGCGAACAGGGUCCCGUGGGGCUGACAUGAGCCCAUCCCACCUUUCACCAUCGCAGGGUGGAUCGGCUGCACCUGCACCCACCGAGGAGAUCUGGGUGCUGCGGAAACCUUUCACAGGUGGCGAUCGCAGCAGCCUGGGUAGCACAGGCAGCGUGGCCUCAGCCCGCAGCUCCGGGAGUGGGCAGAGCACUGGCAGCGGGGCGCAUGCCCUGCAUGCUGGCUCCGAGGGCGUCAAGCUGCUGGCAACGGUCCUUUCCCAGAAGGCUUCUGCGCAAGAUGCUGCCGUGGGCGAUGGGCCGGCCAAGGCGCAGGACAUCCCCGCAGGCUCGUCGCGGUCGCAGAGUGUGGCCAGCUCCCCCUAUGCACCCCAGCCACCUGCCGAGCAGCAGCUGAAGAAGAUGGAGCCACCAUCAGAGGGGAAGAGCUCAGAAGCUGUGUACCAGUGGCUGUGUAAGUUCCAGCUGCAGCUCUAUGCACCCAACUUCAUCAACGCCGGCUACGACAUCACCACCAUCAGCCGGAUGACGCCAGAGGACCUCACGGCCAUUGGUGUCACCAAGCCAGGGCACAGGAAGAAGAUUGCCUCUGAGAUCAAUAACCUCAACAUCCCCGAGUGGCUGCCCGAGUACAAGCCGGCCAACCUGGCGCUGUGGCUCUCCAUGAUUGGCCUGUCCCAGUACUACAAGGUGCUGGUGGAGAACGGCUACGAGAACAUCGACUUCAUCACUGACAUCACCUGGGAGGACCUGCAGGAGAUCGGCAUCACCAAGCUGGGCCACCAGAAGAAGCUGAUGCUCGCAGUGAAGAAGCUGGCAGAGCUGCAGCGGGCUGAGCUGGGCAAGUAUGAGCCAGGCACACUGAAGAGGAAGGCAGCGGCAUGCCCAGAGGUGCUGGCCAUUGAGUCCCCACCACCUGAGCCACCCGAGUGCCAGUCACCCAAGAUGACAACGUUCCAGGACAGCGAGCUGAGCAGUGAGCUGCAGGUGGCCAUGACAGGUGAAGGACCUGAGGAGACGCCCGAGAAACCAGCCAACCCUGCAGCCCCUGGCUACCGAUCACCACCAGCGCUGGGCGGCCGCGCCAGGCAGAUGAGCAGCUCACAGGAGCUGCUGGGUGAUGGCCCCCGUGCCCCCGCCAGCACCGCCAUCUCCAAGAGCCAGGAGUACCUGGCAGAGGGGGCCCCCGAGGGUCCCCCUGUGCCGCCAACCAAGGAGCUCCGCCAGCCACGGCACGGCCACUCUGUCAAGCGUGCCAGUGUUCCGCCAGUGCCCGGCAAACCCCGGCAGGCCUUCCCGCCUACUGCCGGGCACCUGACACCACCACAGACCCCUGGCAAGCCACGUCCACCCUCCCCACAGGGCCCAUCAGCACCCCAUGCUACUGCCAAGGUGAAGCCCACUCCACAGCUGCUGCCACCGGGUGAGCGCCCCGCAUCACCCCGCUCCCUGCCCCAGUCUCCCACGCACCGUGGCUUUGCCUACGUCCUUCCGCAGCCCACCGAUGGUGAGGGGGCCCCUCCAGGGGUGCCGGUCCUGCCCGUCUCAGUGCCGGUGCUGUGCCUGCCACCAGCAGGUGAGGGUGAGGAGGAGCCGGGGAGGCCGAAGAAAAGGGCACACAGCCUGAACCGCUACGCCACCUCCGACAGCGAGCAGGAGCGGGACGAGCUGCUGGUGCCUGACGCGGGGCCUUAUGCUACUGUGCAGCGGCGCGUGGGGCGCAGCCACUCAGUGCGGGCACCUGCUGGUGGUGACAAGAAUGUCAACCGCAGCCAGUCCUUCGCCAUCCGCCCCAAGAAGAAGGGGCCCCCGCCACCACCCCCCAAGCGCUCCAGCUCUGCUAUAUCCAGUGCUGGCAUGGCCGAGGACUUCCCCAAGGAUGGUGAAGGUGAGGUGGCUGCUGGAACCCCUGGCACUGAGGGGGAGAGUCGUCAGGAGCAGCGGCGUGCCAGCGAUCUGGGUGGCAGCGUGGACACGGGCAGCGCCGGCAGCGUGCGCAGCAUUGCAGCCAUGCUGGAGAUGUCCUCCAUCGGUGGUGGGGCGCGGGCGCUGGCCCUGCAGAAACCACCUGGGCCUGGUGUGCCUGGGAAGGGGCCCGAUGGGUACUAUCUGCAGCCAGGAGCUCCCCCGGGAAGCCCUGAGCGUGCCCGUGUGGCCACUGUCCUGGCUACCGUCAAGCACAAGGAGGCCAUUGGGCUGGAUGGGGAGGUUGUGAACCGGCGCCGGACCAUCAGCGGUCCUGUCACCGGGCUGGUGGCGGCCGCACGCCGCGAGCGUGCCGACAGUGUGCGCUCUGAGACAGGCGCUGAUGGCCCCAGCGAGCGUCUGCGGGCUGAGCGUGGUGGCUCUCCAGACACAAUCCCCUUUGCUGAGGAGGGCAACCUCACCAUCAAGCAGCGACCACGUGCCCUGGGACCAGCCCGGGUGGAGGCAGGAGAAGGGCUGUCCCCAGCGCACCGCCAUGGAGACCUGGCCAAGGUGGAGGCCAGUGCCACACUUAAGAGGCGCAUCCGUGCCCGGCAGAGCCAGCAGGACAGCGUCCGCUUCAUCCUCACCGAGUCUGACACUGUCAAGCGCCGGCCCAAGGCCAAGGACAAGGAGCCAGCGCUGGAGCAAGCCCCUCUUGUCGUCUACCAGAAUGGCACCGGCACUGUCAAGCGGCGGCCAGCUUCAGAGCUGAGUGGAGCUGAGACUCCCCCAACCCCACCGCCUGCCACCCGCCCCGAUGGCCCUGACUUCACCCCACCGCCUGCCGAGCCCAAGAAACCCUUCAAGCCACCGGUGUCCCCCAAGCCUGUGCUAACGCAGCCAGCGCAGAAAGUCCCUGGGCCACCAGUGCCUAUCCCCAAAAAGAUGCCCAUCCCAAGCCCAGGCAGCCCAGAGGUGAAGCGGGUCCACGGCACACCACCCCCGGUAUCCCCCAAGCCCACACCACCCCCCACGGCCCCCAAGCCCCCCAAGCCCCAUGCCGCCAUCCAGUCGGUGAGCGCAGGCUCCACGCCAACUCCGUCCCCCGCCCGGCAGCUGGGUGCUACUGCCAAGCCCUCCAGCACACCGCCCUCACUCUGCUCCAGCCCUGCCAAGCCCCUCUCACCCGGCGCUCAGCCCCAGCAGGUGCCAGUGAAACCGCCGCGUUCCGCUAUCGCUGGACCCUCUGUUGACAGUGCCAGCCCUGAGCUGGUGCAGCAAAAGCUGGAGGAGACCAGCGCAUCCCUGGCUGCUGCGCUGCAGGCAGUGGAGGAGAAGAUCAAGCAGGAGGACAGCCAGGCAACAGACUCCACUGCAGAGGCAAAGAGCACAGGCAGCAUCCUGGAUGACAUCGGCAGCAUGUUUGAUGACCUGGCCGACCAGCUGGAUGCCAUGCUGGAGUGAGGGGCGCGACGGCCCCGCGAACCUCAGGGCUUACGUGGGCACAAGGGCACAAUGAUCCGCGACCUCCCGGCCCCACCAUCCCCUUUGUACAGCCGUCCCCUCCUGGACCUCCCAUCCCUCGGGGUUUGCACAAAGAAGAAGAUACCUCAGGAUUGUGCUCACGGACUCGGCGCCCGCCCGCCACGGCUCCGGCAGGACUCCCUUCUGCAGAAGCAAAAAAAUACAAUAGAAGAAGCAAAGCAACACCACCCGGCCUGAAGCGCCCUGCUCGCACCAGAUCCGGGUUUGGGGUUUUCUCUCCCUACCCGCGGUGGCCCCGUGGUUGCCCUGCCGGCCCCGGUCCCCGAAUGUAGCACAACCCCAGUGCGGCACUGCUGGCAUUCAUCCACCCGUGCCCUCUUGUUCUGGUGGCGAGUCCGGGUGGGCGAUGCACUUAGGUUUCUUUAAUUUUUCUUUUCAUUUUCUCUUUUUGUCAUUUUUUUCCUUUGUCGUUUGCGAGCAUUGGGGUGGGCACGGUGCUGGGUACCCCCACAGCACCCGGAUCCCUGCACCCGCUGCUCUCCAGCCCCGCGCUGCUGCUGUGGGCUCUUCACGUCGGGGUGGGAGAGGGGCUUUUUGUCGGUACCGUUGCAAAUGGAUGAGCUCCUGCUUGGGGCAGGUGGGGAGCAGCAGGUUGUGCCCCUGCCCAGCCCCUCGCCGCCGGGGGAGAGGACGUCAUAAGCUAUAACGAAGUAUUAAUUUAUUGGAGGGGAAAAACGACUGAGAGAUAUAAAGCAGUAUUUCCCCCAUCUCCCAAAUAAUAAUAAUAAUAAAAAAAAAAAGAAUAAA